This is a messenger RNA of Vigna radiata var. radiata (mung bean), 2751 nucleotides long. RefSeq lists its product as uncharacterized. Lineage: Eukaryota; Viridiplantae; Streptophyta; Magnoliopsida; Fabales; Fabaceae. The transcript is spliced from 7 exons. Gene Ontology annotation, molecular function: catalytic activity. The record is from RefSeq and is a predicted model, not a curated record. Bases 422 to 2380 code for a protein of 652 amino acids.
GCAGAAGCGAGAGAGAGAGAGGAAAGAGAAACUGAAGAGAAAACAAGAUAGGAAGGAAGAGAAGAGAAGGGAGCAUUGAAACCGUUCGGAGAAAAAUCGGAGAGGGCGUUGUUCCCACGGAACCCUAGCCAUCAGCCUCCGUUGUCAAUGGCGUUCUUCUCCGCCGUCUUUGCCGUCGGGAAACAUUUCCGGCGACGUUGAACUUCCUCUCCUCGAUUUCCCCGCCGCCGGAAAUGGCUCCGGCGCCGGCGGAGAGCGUGGUGUUGUUCGCGUUAGAUAGGGAGCCGCAUGCGCUAGAUCUUAAUGUUAUUUUCUUUCUAACUGACUGACUGACUCACUGACGAAUCUGUUGCGACGAUCGUAACUAACCGGGAGGAGAGGUCGUUACGGCCGUUACGGGCUGGGUGUUUCUCCGGCGGAAAUGGCGAAGGGAGGGCAAUGCUUCUUCGAGAAGCUUCGGCGGUGCGUUCGGACGGUUUUCUUCGUGGUGGCAUUGGUGGCGUCGUUGGCGGUUACGUCGCUGCCGGUGGUUGUGGCGGUGGUUGACGUUUUGGUGCCGUGCUUUUUGAUUUCGAACUUCACCUGUGUCAAGUGUUUCAGCUUCAAGGAGCAUUUUCACCGUUACGCUUUCAACAGUUCCUUGAUGGACAUUCCGCUCGUUUCGGUCAUAAGAUCGCUUAUCAUUCUCUGUGUUUAUUCCGUUUGUGAUGCUCCUGCUCUCUCACACGGUCCUUACCUUGGAACUGUGACUCUGUGCUCCUUUCUGUCGAUUGUUCUCCUUUCGGUCAAAGCUUGUGUGUUCACUGUAAAUUCACAUAUCGAAGCGGAGGCUUCAGCUUCCUUCAGGAAGCAGAGACUUCAUUUGAAGAAGCCAUGGGGAAUGCCUGUCUUGUUUCUUUCAUCAGUCGUGUUUGCCCUUGGCCAUACUGUGGUUGCUUAUAGAACCAGCUGCAGAGCACGCAGAAAGCUCUUGUUUCAUCGAGUUGACCCUGAAGCUGUUCUAUCGUGCAAAAAUGUUUUCUCUGGCUAUCCAAAGGUCCCACGAUCUCCCACUCCUUCUGUUGGGAGAACCCCCAAAAGUGACUAUGAAACAAGGCGAAGACCUUUUGGGACUGCUCGUGAUGAAGAACUGCUUGUCAGAUUACUUGCAAACUCUGACAGCUUAUUCAUUACAUGCCAAGGACUUACACUGCAUUACAAGCUAAGCUUGCCAGGUUCACUUCCACAUUCGUUGUCUUCAAUGUCCUGUAUUGAGUCAAAUUCUAGCCGCAUUACUUCAGCAAUGGCUGCUGGGUUGGCAAAACCUAAUAAACAUUUUAUAAGUACAUCUCCGAAUGUCCAGCCACAAUUGUACAGGAGCUAUAGCAAUCAAUUCCAUGGCCCAUCACUACAUGUUCCUCUAUUGGAUGGUCCUAUAACUUCUAUUAUUUCUGAAGAUGUCCCCGUUUUUCACCUCGAUGGUAUUUGUGAAGAUGAAACUAAUAAAUUAGAUUUUCAAUCUAUGGACAAAAAUGCAAAGAAUGUUGGCCAAUUAGGUCUUGUUUUAAUUCAUGGGUUUGGUGGAGGAGUCUUCUCUUGGAGGCAUGUGAUGGGAUCUUUAGCUCGGCAGAGUAAUUGCUCAGUUGCUGCAUUCGAUAGACCUGGUUGGGGAUUAAGUUCAAGGCCUCGCAGGGAGGACUGGGAGGAAAAAGAGUUGCCUAAUCCUUAUAAGCUUGAAACUCAGGUUGACCUGCUUUUAUCAUUCUGUUCGGAGAUUGGAUUUUCUUCAGUGGUGUUAAUUGGGCAUGAUGAUGGAGGAUUGCUGGCCCUUAUGACUGCACAAAAAAAUAAAUCAUCACUGAAUUAUUUCAAUGUUGAUGUGAAAGGGGUUGUAUUGCUAAAUGUCAGCUUGUCCAGGGAAGUGGUUCCAUCCUUUGCAAGAAUUCUUCUGCAUACCUCACUUGGAAAGAAGCAUUUGGUUCGCCCUCUACUAAGAACAGAAAUCACUCAAGUGGUGAAUCGGCGUGCUUGGUAUGAUCCUACCAAAAUGACACAAGAAGUUUUGACCCUCUACAAGGCUCCACUAUUUGUAGAAGGAUGGGACGAGGCACUUCAUGAGAUUGGUAAAUUGUCAUCCGAAACCAUCCUUUCAACUAAAAACGCAGAAUCAUUAUUACAAGCUGUAGGAGACAUUCCAGUGUUAGUCAUUGCAGGUUCUGAGGAUUCCCUUGUUUCUUUGAAAUCAUGUCAAGCUAUGGCCUCAAAACUUGUAAAUUCUAGAUUGGUUGCCAUAUCUGGAUGUGGCCAUUUACCCCAUGAAGAGUGUCCAAAGGCAUUGCUUGCAGCUAUCUCACCCUUCAUCAAUAGACUCUUAUUUACAUCUGACUUGCAAAGCCAAUAAGUUAAUUUCUUUUAAAGCUGAUCAUACAUAGGGUUGUUAUCUAUUUAAGGGUCCACGAUCUUCCUUCUUUUUUUUCCAUAAUUGUUUUGGUUUUUUCCCUCCUCCCAUUUCUUUCUAAACGAUGUUACUUCAAGAGAAAGAUACUAAAUAUCAUCUUUCUCUGGAGUAUUUUUUGACGUGUUAGUUUUAGGGCUUUAACCUUUCAGUAACUUCUCCCCAUCUUUUCUCUCUUUUUAAGCUGUCAAUAUUGUGUUUCCUUUCAUCUGCUUGUCAUUUUUCCCACUUGAAGAGGGUGGAGAAACAGUAUACAUUUGUAAAUUCAUCACCAGAUUGAGAAUGAAUAUAGUUUAGCACUGUUUUGUUUCUGUUCA